This is a messenger RNA of Sesamum indicum (sesame), 1692 nucleotides long. RefSeq names its product putative methylesterase 12, chloroplastic. The record is from RefSeq and is a predicted model, not a curated record. Gene Ontology annotation, biological process: salicylic acid metabolic process; jasmonic acid metabolic process. Gene Ontology annotation, molecular function: methyl indole-3-acetate esterase activity; methyl salicylate esterase activity; methyl jasmonate esterase activity. Lineage: Eukaryota; Viridiplantae; Streptophyta; Magnoliopsida; Lamiales; Pedaliaceae.
CCAACUUCAAAAAACCAUAAACAUAGUAAAAGCACUGUAGAAAGAAACAGAGGUAAAAAGAGAGAGCCAUAACUAUCUGUUUUCAGUUUUCACUGAGACAGAGAGGGAGAGUAAGCGCAAAAGGCUGAAAAAGAGUGCAUUAAAUUUGUUGCUUACAUAUGCAGUUGAGCUGGUUUUGUAUUCUGUUGUUUGUUUGCUCCCACAUAAUUUCUUCCUUUUUCUUCUCCUUUUUUUGUCUGCUAUUAUUGCAACAAUUAAAUUAUAUACUACAACGACCACCCUUCACCACCACCUACUAUUCUCUCUCUCUCUCUCUCUCUCUCAGAUGCCAUUACUUUCUAACUCCUAACCCAGAGUUCUUUGGUGAGUUUACGAGAUAAUAAAAUCCGUGUUUUGUUAAAAAUCCAAUCAUUUUUAGGGGAAAAUGGGCAAUAAAUUCAUUUGUAUGACUAAAAAGGACAGCAAGAAUUGUGGGAUUGGAUCAAGAAGUAAGCGGGGUUCAAUGUCCAGGAGGCGGACUUUAAUGGAGGAAGAAUUGCUGCACAGACAAGCACUUGCUAUGGCAAUUCAGCAGCAUCAGCUCUCUCAAAGAUUUGAUAACGGUUCCAUGUCUCGGCGCAUUGGAUCCACCUCCUCUCGCCGCCGCACCACCAAUUUAUCUGACCCUUUCUCUAAUACUAACAAUAAACAGUUGCCAGAGUUUCUGGAGAAUAUCAAAACAAAGAAAUUUGUUUUGGUUCAUGGUGAAGGAUUUGGAGCUUGGUGUUGGUACAAAAAUAUUGCUCUACUCGAGGAAACAGGAUUACAACCAGUCGCGUUAGACCUCAUGGGAUCUGGCAUUGAUAUAACGGACACAAACAGUGUCACAACACUGGCUGAGUACUCAAAACCAUUGAUCGAUUUUCUAGAGAAAUUACCCGAGGAUGACAAGGUAAUACUGGUUGGUCAUAGUAGUGGAGGUGCUUGCAUUUCGUACGCCUUAGAGCAUCUCCCUCAUAAGAUCUCCAAAGCUGUUUACCUCUGUGCUACAAUGAUAUCUGAUGGGCAGAGACCAUUUGAUGUGUUUGCUGAAGAGCUUGGCUCUGCGGAACUUUUUUCACCUGAAUCAAAGUCUCUAGUUUACGGAAAUGGUAAAGACAAACCUCCGACAGGAUUCAUGUUUGAGAAGCAGCAUCUCAGUGGGCUAUAUUUCAAUCAAUCUCCUUCUAAGGAUGUUGCUUUAGCAAUGGUUUCUAUGAGACCCAUCCCUCUCGGUCCCAUGAUGGACAAACUGUCUUUAACAUCAGAAAAGUAUGGAACUGGGCGACGAUUCUACAUUCAGACACUGGAUGAUUAUGCACUCUCACCAGAUAUCCAAGAAAAGCUUGUGAGGGAGAACCCACCUGAAGGAGUCUUCAAGAUCAAAGGCAGCGACCAUUGCCCUUUCUUCUCAAAGCCUCAGUCAUUACAUAAAAUUUUGCUUGAAAUAGCACAAAUUCCUUAGGAACUACGACUUCUAUAAAUAUUUCAGCGGAUAGGGUGUACAAUACGUAAGGCCAAUCUGUACAAUACAUACGGAGAAUGAUCCAGUUUCAUUAUAUAAGUUUUGCAAGUUAAAUUCUUUUCAUUUUCUUGCAUAUCUUUGAUCAUGUUGGAUCAGACACAAGUUUGUGACUUUUUUCAGGUUUUCCUCAAGCAUUUCUAAAGCCUCUC